Messenger RNA from Entrophospora candida, 135 nucleotides. The record is from the annotation of a GenBank genome assembly. Lineage: Eukaryota; Fungi; Glomeromycota; Glomeromycetes; Entrophosporales; Entrophosporaceae.
AUGAAAGAAGAACGUUCUAUAUCCUACUUUACUGAUCUAGAGGGAAAUGGACCACUUUUUGAGAUGAUCAUUCAGAAACGUGAAUAUGUGGUACUUAAGUUGGAUUCUCUUUUAAGCACAUUUCAUGAAGUUUAA